Molecule: messenger RNA, 5261 nt
Organism: Misgurnus anguillicaudatus (oriental weatherfish)
Lineage: Eukaryota; Metazoa; Chordata; Actinopteri; Cypriniformes; Cobitidae
Source: RefSeq, a predicted model, not a curated record
CAAGAAUACUGGGGCCAGGUUGAGGAUUUUUAAGACAUAUGGAUAUGGAUGUUCUCUGAUGUGCUCUUAUAUUGUCAGUGUUGAGUAUGGAGUCAGGAGGAGUGAAUGUGAUAGAAGCAGCAGCUCUAGGGAGACCCUUUCAGCUGGACAUGCUCUACGACUGCAGGAAUGAUGCUCUAGUGCCAGAAGAACUGAGAACAGGCACUGAGUAUGAGAUUAAAACUGAAGCGGUGGGGAAACUCAACUACACUACAGAAUCUGAUGUGAUCACAUUAAUCAGAGAGAGGAACGUCCUGAAAAAACUUUUGGAAAGUUUGGGCUUGGAGGGGUACUAUAAUGAGAAGCUCACUCUCAGCACAGUUUUACAGAUUGGCAAGGGCAGUGUCUCAGAUGUGCCAGCCCAGUCUCCGUCUGAUCUUCCGUGGCUGUUCCUGAAGAGACUGAUGAUACUAAAAAGGACUGUGAGGAGUGUUAAGUGUUUCUCAUCAGAUGAAGGAAAGGCAGAUGAUUCUGAUUGGAAUGAUGAUCAGGAGAUUAAUGAAUCAGACAGUCAUCUGUCAGUAAAUCCUUUAGACAUUCUGACUGCCCUGUUUCUUUGUUCUGACAGUUUUCUUCAGCAGGAAAUGAUCUUAAAAAUGUCCAUGUGUCAGUUUUCUGUACCACUGUUGCUUCCUAACAAUGAUAAGAAUCAGAUUACACUUAUGCUUUGGGGAAUGAGAGAUAUCGUGAAGAAGUACAGACCACACUCCUUGCAAGAUUCAAGUGGAUUUGUGCAAGAAAGGAUUGCUCUGUCAGAAUUACCUUUAGUGUCUUUUGUUAGACUUGGAAGACGCGACCUUUCCAAAUCAGAAAUUCUGAAUAAGUUGCUUAGCAAUCCACAACAGUACACAGACACCUUUGUACACUUCAACAUGGAUUGUGGUAACAUCAAAAAAACAAUAUCAAAUGGAUUGGUUGAGAUCAGCUGGUAUCUUCCUUGUGGUAACAAAAACAUUGAUGUAUUUCCUGAGCCUGUAGCAAUUGCAAACCUGAGAGGUGACAUACAGGACUUUGAAACACAAUACUCUUUUCUUUGCCAGGCUUCCACUGCAGUGUUUGUAUUCCUUGACAACAAACAUUUAGAUACAGAGAAUAUUUCACUCGCCAGUCAGAAAUCUGCACUUGAGUUGUUUUAUGUGGGAGAAUCCAACAAUGAGACCAUAAAAGCUACAGUCAAGAAGCUCAAUCUGAAGAAAAGCAAUUUCAUCUUCAAAGCCAAACAGAAUGAUACAGACUUUGUUGAAAAAAUUCGCACCAAGUUGCAAGAAGCAGUCGAGAAAAACAAACACAAAAUUUCAGUUCUUCGUUUAGCUGAGGUUGCAAGAGAAUUUGGGAUCUUGGUGGAUGAGGAUGAUGAAGAAUGUCAAAGAGCUAAAGCGAGUGCAGAUGAAAUCAUAUCAAAAAUAAAUUAUAUAGUGCAGUUCAAGGAAAAAGAGCUGCCCUUACAGGGAGAGAUAUCGUUUCAGUUGGCCAAGUUAGAGAAGGAGGAAUGUAGAUUAAAGAAAGCAGGAGAUCAAAGUAUUGAGAACUACAAAAGUGACCUUCAGAUGAAGAUGAAAGAGCUCAGAGAAAAGCAAAACACAACAGUUAUGUCUGAUACUAUGAUCUGCUUUAUCAGUGCCAUAUCAACACCAAACAAGGUCUACUUCUUAAAAUGGUUGAGGAUCUUGUUGGAGAAUCUCUCUCAUGAAGUCCUCCCUUCUCUCAGAGAACAGUACAAACAGCUAUGUCAAGACGCUGUUGGCAACAAAGAGGAAAUUGCUGAGCUUGACAAAAUGAUUUCAAACAGUUCUUUAGGAGUUGAACAUUUCAUUCGUGAGAUGAGCCAACUUUAUGAGGCUGCAGUCUCACUAUCAGAUGAUUCACUUUACCAAAAACAACUGGAACACUUAACCAGACUCUGUGCACAGCUACUGUUGGAUGGAUUUCCACUUGAACUUGUAGAUGGAGAUGCUUCCAAUGUCCCUGUUAAAUGGAUGACAAGUGUUCUGAAAGAAUUAAACACAUUAGUGAAGCUGAACAAUAAAAUUGGAGUUGUCACUGUUUUGGGGGUGCAAAGUUCAGGAAAGUCAACCCUGUUGAACACCAUGUUUGGAGUUCAGUUUGCUGUAAGCAGUGGCAGAUGUACCAGAGGCGCCUUUUUGCAACUUAUUAAAGUAACAGAUGAUUUCAAAGCAGAACUGAACCGUUGUGACUAUAUACUGAUAAUUGAUACUGAGGGACUAAAAUCUCCUGAGCUUGCACAGCUAGACAACAGCUAUGAACAUGACAAUGAGUUGGCAACUCUUGUUGUUGGACUGAGUGAUAUCACAAUUGUCAACAUCGCUAUGGAGAACUCCACUGAGAUGAAAGACAUCUUACAGAUUGUCGUUCAUGCUUUUCUCAGGAUGAAGGACAUCGGUAAAAAGCACAGAUGUUUAUUUGUACACCAGAAUGUUGCAGAUGUCUCAGCCCAUGAUUCAAAUAUCAGAGAUCGAAAAUUUCUGAUGGAUCAACUGAAUGAAAUGACACAAGCUGCAGCCAAAAUGGAGAACAAGUUGAAUUUCAUGAAAUUUACAGAUGUGAUGGAGUAUAACACUGAGACUGAUGACCACUAUAUUCCAGGACUGUGGCAUGGAAGCCCCCCAAUGGCACCAGUAAAUUCCGGCUAUAGUGAGUCUGUGUUUGCUCUCAAAAAACAAAUAAUGAAGAUCUUCAAAUGUCACAAGCCUGGCAACAUUGAAGACUUUCUUGAAUGGACCAAAAGUUUGUGGAAAGCUGUGAAAUUUGAGAAAUUCAUUUUCAGCUUCAGAAAUAGCCUGGUGGCUGAUGCAUACAUGAAACUGUGCACAGAGUACAACAGAUGGGAGUGGACAUUGAGAAAACAAAUGCACACAUGGGCAAUAGAAGCUGAAACUAAAAUCCUGAACCAUGCAAAAUUUGACAUCUCUGAGCACACAGUUGAAAACAUAAAGUCAAAUUUUCAACUAGAAGCAGACGCUGAGCUUUCAAAAGGAGAAAAGGAAAUGAUUGACAAGAUCACAUCAUACUAUGAACAAGGAGAGGGUCAUGUUGAACUUGUGGAGAGUUUUCGUCAAGAUUUUUUAAACUCUGCCGAAUCUCUAAAGAGGGAACUUUCAAAUUCAAUCACAAGCAAACUGAACACAGCUCUUUCACGUCGAAAUGGAAUGAUGAAGGUGGAGGAGAUCAUAAAGACCUACAUGGAUACAAUAGAGGAGAAAGUGCUAGAUUUGCUUGAAGACUGCCGCAAAACCAAGUCACACAUGUCAAAUGCUGAACUGGAUAAUGCAUUUGAAAAAAUGUGGCAGGAGACGAUCAAGACACUUCCACAGUCAGGUCAGCGACAACAAGAUAUCAUGACAAGAGUUUUAUAUCAACUGAGGAAAAAUCUUGAUGAUAGAGGAAGUUCAAUGGCUCAAAACUUAGACAAAGCAAAAGCUUUAUAUACAUAUGGCUAUGGAAAAUUUGUUGUCUCCAGCUGCUACAUUAAAAAUUUUACCAACCCUUUAAAAUGGAAUACAUGGACCAAUAAGGCUCAAACAAUGACAGACACCCUUAUCAGAGAUUGUGAGGAAUUUAUUGAAGAAAAAACGAAAAGUAAGGAUGAUUAUGAUGAGACAUACAUGAGGGAACUUCUUAACAUGAUUGAUGACAAACUUAAAACUCACGAAGAUCUUCCGUUAAAUGAAGAAUUUGAACUGAACAUUAAACUUCACAUAUGUGGCUUUGCAAGCAGAGCCUUUCAAGAGAUUCACAAUCAAUUCAUCCUGAACAACUGCCCUCAUAAAGCCUUGGAAAAGCACAAAGAGACAUACCGUACUGACUUCAUAGACCUUUUUCAUGAGCGAGAUCAGUGUCAGAAGAAAGCUGAUGAAUUCACAACAAACUGCUUAAAACCUGCCUUAGAAAAAUACAUUUCUGAGGUCUUGGGCACAGAAAUUGCAGACGCAGUGUUGCUUGGUGAAAAUUCAGUUUUUAGAUCACGGACAUCAUUUCAGAAUUCUCUCUUGAAAGAACUUCUUGAUAAGUUACAGUUUGAAACAUAUUUGCAUUUUAUUAAGUCUUAUGAAGAAUUUGUAAAAAACUUCAUUCUUAAGAGGGUCAUAAAUCACUUCUCACCAGAGAACAAAAUGUUCAAAUUGGAGGAAAAACUACUAAAUUUAGUCACCUGUGAAAUAACUCAGGCAGUCGAAGAUACAGAGAAAUAUCAAGACAUGAAGGAAUUCAUCAAGAAUAUUUGUGAGAAACUUAAACACAGGCUUGUUUUUCCCAAGGAUGAAGUGGACAGAAUCAGUUCAUUGACCAAUGUGAAUACAAAAAAAUUUGCUGAAUAUCUUAAGCGUUCUGUGUCAGUCAAAGAAAAUAUCAAGGGAGACAUUCAAAGCAAGUUGAAAUCUCUACAAACCAAACCACAAGAUGUGCUGUUCAAGCGAGUGCACGGCUGUGGGAAACAGUGUCCAUUCUGUAAAGCACCAUGUGAGGCUGGAGGAGAGGCCCACACCAAACACUUUGUCUCAAUUCACAGACCAGACGGUCUCGGCUGUUACAGAUUUAUUCAAUCUGGAAAAUUAUCCACUGACAUCUGCACAUCAUCAGUGUACAGCAACAAGACUUUCAGGUGUGAAGACACCAAUAAUCAGCACCAUCCAUAUAAGAAGUACAGUGAAAUCUACCCAAACUGGCAAAUUGAUCCUGACCCCAGCAUAGAUGCCUCAGCCUACUGGAAAUAUGUGAUGAAACAUUUCAAUGAGAAGUUUGCUGAGGAGUACAAUGCACAGCCUGCAGAUAUACCAUCAACCUGGAAAGACAUUGCUAAGUCCCAGGCAGAAGGAAGUUUAAAGUAAACUUUAAUUAACUAUCUUGCUGUUUUGGCCUUUAGUACAUGAUGAAAAGAAAACCGUUUAGUUUGACCCAUUCAUAUCUUUUAUAUAUUUAAAUAAUAAUCAACUACAAAAAUAGAAAACAAAAACCAUUUUAGUUUAACCGUUGCCUGCAGUGAUUGAUGUACAAAACAGAAAAUAGUGUAGUGCAGUGAUAGAGUGAAAUAACAAACUAUAAACACAAAUCUACACAAGACAGUGAUUGGUGUAGAUAUGUUAUUUGCUUUCUCUUACCAUAAAUAGCUGCCAUAAUAAUUUUAAGUAUAUGACAACAGAUUGCAUCAUUGAGGUGUUGGUAUAGUCUUCUUAGUUUUAAAAUGCUUUCAUUCUUAAUGCCUGGCU